AUAAUAUUUAUUCUAUAGGUGUCGGUUAUAAAUAUCACACUUAAUUGCUUUCAAUUAAUAUAUUCGUACACAACAAUGAAUACAGUUUUAUAUCACAUUGAUAAUUUGCGGAUGUGGAAGAGUGGAAAUUGGGUGAAAUAUGAAACUAAAGCUUUCCCUUUGGUAUUAAGACUUCACUAUGAUCAGCUUCUUAUUACAAUGGAGGAAAAAGUUAUAGAAUCACUUAAUAUAAAUAGCAAACUAAAAGGGAUUUUCAAAGAUGACGUACUUAUAUUAAUUAUUAGCGUUAUUGGACAGGAGGUCAGAAAAAUUAAAUUUCAAAUAAAAGAAAAUGUUAACCAGUGCUUACAAAAAUUAGGUUUAAGAUUCCCUGUGUUAAAAUUUGGUUCAGAACCAUCUAGAAAAAAAUUUAAAGGAAAAUAUCGCAAUGUAGAGGACAUAUUAAAGAAAACAUUUGAAGUAAAAGAUUCAUUGCAUACGUCCAUAACGCCGGCUGAAUAUAAAAAUUUCGUAAAAUUGUGUCUUCUAGAUCCAUUAUUUCCGCAACUUGUGAUUGAAACCGAAGACAUAGUAAAUGAAUAUUUAGAAAAGACUGAUGUAUGAAUUAAAAUGAGAAAAAAUGCUAGAUUGAUAUUCUUAUUUGAUAUUUUUGAUUUUGUUCAUGUAAAUAAAUUUAAACUUUGAAUAAAUUUUCAGAAUUAUUUAAAAAGUCAUUUUUAUUAUCAGUCGUCAGGAGUUGCCUGAUGUAAUUUUCUGUGCAUGUCAACAGUCAAAUUUAAAAAAAGCCGUUUGUUUUUGAAACACUGUUGAUAGACUUAAAGCAAAACAAAUAAUAAAUAUUCAAUAAGUUUUAAUAUUUUUUUUCAGUAAUAGAGAAUUGAGUUGUUUUUAGCUUUAAUCAUGAUGUCUAAUAGAUAUACGUUGGGACAAUCUUCAAUACGGAAAUCUAGAUUAGAAGGCAAGCCUUCUCUUCUUCCUAAGCCUCGUCGGCCGGGUUCAAGUGAUCGAUUAUCAACGGAGACUCGUCGUCCUUCUGCAGCUGGACACAGAUCUAGCAGCGCUGAUCCACCUAGAGGAACAUUCGGCCCUCGGUUGAGCAGAGAGGCUUCUGCUACGAAGCUACCUGUGAAUGGGAGGUCUAGAUCACAAACAGGUGAUGCUAAGUAUGGUGCGGCCACCUCGACUCCAUUGCGAGUAAGCCACUACAGGUCUACUACUACUCCACAGAGAACCCCUUCAGAGGAUCGGCUGAAUCGUGAUUGGAAGACCUGUCUUGAAAGAGCAUUAGCCUUUGUGACCAUCAAAGAUCAGAGGCCAAUAUCUAAUGUGGCCUGGCAGCGUUCUGAGUGUGCGAGGGUGGGUGAGGCUCUGGCCAAGCGAGAGUCUUCGAUGGCUCUGAUCCGUCCGCUGACUAUCACACGCUUUGUGGACACCGUCGGGGCUCUACUGACUGCUAUCACCAAGGAUGCUAAACUUAAUAAUGACAAUUACGUUACUAAACUGCCUCACCUGUCUAAGCGUGUGUUGUACCCCGGGCCAGUCUCCAAGUCCUGGCUACGUACAGUCAACACUCUUCACGCCUUCCCUCAUGCGCUGGCUCUGGUGGCCUACCUCCUGGACCUGGUGACACACAUAGAGAGUCCGGUGGAGGACGACUGGCUUUACAUCAGUAAGGACGACCUGAGCUGUCUGCGGAGAGAUUACUUGUAUAAGUGCUGGAUAAGAUUCCAACAUCCAGGACACCAGUUCGAGGAUCUGAAUGAAGAGUAUCUGGUGAACUUGAAGUCGUUGCUGGGGAACGACGAGGAGAAGAUCAAGGAGUUGGAGCAAGUUAUACUGAAAUACUCUGCGUGUCUGAAUGACGAGGCGGAGGCGGCCGCUCGGGCUGAAGUGGCGCGGCGCGAGGAAAGGCGCUCCGCCCUCGGGGCCGCAUUGAAGGGAGCCAAGGCCACUCGGAGGGACACGCGGGCCGCCAGUGAAGCACUACGGGCAGAGGCCCGGGACGCGGACCAGGAGGCUAAGAUGAUAGACGCUGACGUCGACAGAAUCAGUGCGGAGCUGGAGCGCGUUACGUCAGACCUGGAGUCGCAGGUGAUGUCUCGUGAGCAGCGCGCCAGACUGCUGGACGACUUGGACUACGCCGUCAGGGUGCACGACUCCAAGAGGACGCUGGCCGACGAGAUACAGAAGAUGGUGUCAAGCAAAGAGACGGAGCUGGCUCUGUGGCAGAAGAAGACCCUGGAGAGCUGCGGGGAGUACCGCCAGAGGCUCAUACACCUGGCGGGGCUGCCGGCGCUCAACGCACUCGCCAUCGACGAGAAUUCGUUGAUGGGUGCCGAGUGUGUGUCGCUGGUGACCCUGGCCGUGGACACGCUCCGUGAGGAGGCCAGCCGUCUGUCCGCUAAGAAGAAUGAACUCCUGAGGACCAGGAGCGCUCUGGCGAGGAAGAGAACUGCUAUGAUGGAAGAGGCGCGGUCGAAGAUCGGCGAGGUGGCCGCGACCGUGGAGAGAGAACAGAAGAGUCUAGAGGGAGAGAGAGAGAGGGAGGCAGAGGAGGUGAGGAAGUGGACCAGGCACGAGGGAGAGACGCGCACCAGGCUACAGGAGCUGGAGCACAGGAUACAGCAGUACAGGAGCGUGGCCGACCACCUCGCCUACUGGGAGGACAGAGACGGACUGUGGAGAUCCAAACUGUCGGAGUUGAAGGAAUAUAUAGAGCAGCAGAAGAUUGUGAUGCAGAAGAGGCUGGAGCAGGGGAGGGCGAGGAGGGCGCAGCUGGUCGAGGGUACCCUCCGCCUGUGGAGGGAGAAGCUGGGCGGGAACAGCGAAAUACACAGGGAGUGAGCGGCCGGAGUGUGUUGGUGUGGCUUACAGUUAGUUGUGCUCCUUAUAACAUAAUUCGCGCUCAUCCGGUUCGUGCCAUCAAAGAUUAAGCAAGCUUUGCCAUCACGCGCCGGAUGGGUUUGUACCAAUAAAUACAUUUGUCGUUAUAGUUAAUAUUACUUAUAUAUUAAACAUACUAACUUC
Danaus plexippus (monarch butterfly) is the source of this 3027-nucleotide messenger RNA. RefSeq lists its product as uncharacterized. The record is from RefSeq and is a predicted model, not a curated record. The transcript has 17 exons. The coding region runs from base 901 to 2844 and encodes 647 amino acids. NCBI's taxonomy places the organism in Eukaryota, Metazoa, Arthropoda, Insecta, Lepidoptera, Nymphalidae. Gene Ontology annotation, biological process: attachment of mitotic spindle microtubules to kinetochore. Gene Ontology annotation, cellular component: Ndc80 complex.